AUGCUACUAACAGCAGACAGCAAGAUCUUGGAUACACAAUGUCGAGUGUAUAAACGAUGGGUGAACAGUCAGUUGAAACAGAAUGUAAACGGUCGCGAGGUUGCAGAAGCGGUGGACGUCUUUCGCGAUCCCGAAGCCCUCCUCAUCCUGGCUCAGGAACUGGCCAAUCGAAAGACGUCGACGAGGAAUUUUAGACCAUCGGAUGGAAUCUCCACACUGGAGAACGCAAUCUCCCUUAUUGAGCGUCUCUACGGUCACGAUGUUGCAGCAGCUAUUCAACUAGCCUGCGACAUUUACCAACGUACAGACAGUGAUCCAUCCUCUGCCUCGUCGUCGUUCAUACAGCUAACCUUGGGCUUGGACGCGCUCUGGAUUCUAGCUGUUGCAGCUGGAACUGGAACUGGUCCCAUCGAAGAUGCCCAAGAAGCUGGUGGAACAGUUCGGGGUUCAGUGGGCUCCUCAACUUCUACACUAAUUGGUCAACGCAGUAAGCGAAGUAGCGUGAGCAGUGUUCCCCCCGAGGGGGAGAUUUCUUCAAUACGGACACCCCUUCUGGAUCGAUGGCUUACUCGACAAGAUGAGCGCCUAUUGGCUUGGUGCCAAGAUGUCACCCAAUCACCAGAAUUGUUCAACUACCGUCUCCGCUUGGAGAAACCGCCAAUGCAGAAUUUGGGUCUGGCAUUUCAUCUUAUGACAAAGGAGUUUGCGGUGGCGCGGCUGCUUGAACCGGAGGAUCUACUCUCCAAUGAUGCUGUGGAUGCAAGAUCGAUUGCCGUCUACUUGAUUGAAUUACGUUCAGCGGUUGAAUGUGACCGACGACGGAGGAAUAAACCCACAUUUGAAAUACGCACCGCCACUAUGGAGAAUCAGACUCAAUCAAGUCAGCCAAGUGAACCAGAUGCCGGCGUCACUGUCACCGUGGUGACUACGUCGUCGAGGAGUUCAUCACCAACUGCUUCAGAAUUGACUUUCUGCUCAGAAGAGGCCAGUGAAUCCGACAAUAUUAGUCACUUGGAGGACACACAAAUGAAUUUGGCGGAGUUUCAACACCAGGCUGAACGCAAUCUCGCCUGGAUGCUGUCAAUGGAGGAGCGAUUGAGUGACAACUGCGUCGACCUAAAAGCAUUUAUAGAAGAUGACAAGAUGGACGAGAGGGCAAUGUUUCUAGACAGCGUAGCAGUAGCCGAAAAAGCUGAUUUGAUUGCCCUAGAAAAGUCACCGCUUGAUGAUGUCAGGUCAUUGAAUGAGGCAAUUGUCAUUCGAUUGACGGAGGCAAGGGAACGCUUCAAUGCACACGAGGAUUUGACUGCCCAUUUAGCAAAGCACGAACCAGUAUUUCGGCGUUGUUUACGCUAUGGGCAGCGACUUGCUAAUUUAACUGAACACGUACAAAGUAUCUCCAACACAACUCCAUCCUCCACAACUGGCGAUGACUCCGACAGUGAGCGCCAGCUCAUUGAGCACCUUCAAGCAGUACAGCCUGAUGAGGUAAUGAAAAUGCUUAAUCUUCUUCAAAAUCGAUGGGAAAAUCUGAACAAAGCUGCUGCAGCUGGAAAUCGCUUCCUCGCUGGUUGUCUUCUCAAUCGUCAGGAGGCCGUGCUGAGUGCUGUUGAGGUACAGCUAAGAAAGCUUGAGUGGGAAAGGGAUAGGCAAGCAACAGAGCGCUUUGGAACAACUGUGCAAGAGCUAAAGUCCCAACUAAUAGCCAACCGUAGGCUGGAAAAUCAUCUCGAAUCCGGUGAAAAAUUGGCUCAACACAUGCAAGACAUUGUCAUUUUGGUGCCCUCCGAAACACCAAACGCACGAGACGCCGAUCUGGAGGGACGAAUAGCUACUUUGGCCACACAGUGGAGCCGACUCGUGGAAUGGGUACACACGCAUUACGCACAGCUGCAAAAUGCUCUUCUUCACUGGCGGCAUUUUGAAGAAGAAGCUGAUUUCCUAGCGGAGUGGCUAAGCCAACUAGAAAGAGAAGCACGUGAAGUGGAGGGUCAGAAAACUCGAGAAAUUGAACAGAGAAUGGCAAAAAAAGGGGAAAUUGCUGGCAGGAGAGUGUCAGAAACGGAAGAGGAGGUAACCCAGGAGGCACGGCAAGUUAGUGAGGCCGUCUCUGACGCUGUUGCGGCCUGUCUUUCUCGCUACGAGACGCGGUGGGCUCAACUAUUGGCGAGUUUGGAUAGACGCGCAAGUGCCGUGCGUGAGGCCUGUGGUGACUCUAUUGAGAUUCAACACGCUGUUGAAUCACACGUGGACGCUCUGGUAUCACGGUGGAGUCAACUUACCGAACCCCAACUGGACGUGGAGGAGAACUCGCCCAUCACUACUCCAAAGUUUGCUGUUCCCAUGAUGCAAAAGUCGGAAGAAGUUAGGCUACGUGAAGUCCGUUCCACCUCCGACGCGGCAAAACGACCGGCUGACAGUGCUCCAAACUCGGCUCCGGAAAAACGUGUCAGUUUAGAAUCUGGCCGACUUUCGCUUAUACCGACAGGAUAUCGUGCUGAUUUUGAGAGUCGAGCAGAGAAAUUGUUGAAAUGGCUGGAUGCACAAAUAGACUCACUUGAGUUGGUCACGAUGAAGGCCUCUGAUGAGCAGCGAGACGCCAAGGGGAAGAAAGCUAGUCAGACUUCUGACACACCAAGUGAUGUUAUCGCACGUGUUGACAAGGGACUUCCAGAUGCCAAAGAGGACAUGGUUGUUGUCAAUUCCCUCGGUGAAAGGUAUAGACGCGACCUUAGUCAAGCCGGUGAAAAUGUUGACGAGUUGGAUCAACUCUUCGAAGACAUUGAGGAAAGAUGGGGACUGCUUGAUCAACUCUACAAAAAGGCGACAUUACAAGCCGCAGAGAAGACGGUGGUUACAAAAUCCGAGCCCUUUAAUGAAGCUGCUCCGCAGAAGACACCUCUUUCCUCCGCUCAUCCUCCCCUGCCGGAGAGAAGUCAACAAAACAUUUGUAGAUCUAUGGAAUCCUUCAGACAGUGGCUUGCAUCAGCUAAGAAUGAAGCUACUUGUUCCAUCAAUUGUUCAGAUGGCAAUAACCUCGACGAACUCAUCUCCAAUUUCACGCAAGUAGUUCAACUACAACCGAGAGCAGCUAUUGUGGAGCAAUUUCUAGCCACUCUAAAGAAAUCGGAGGCCCAAGAACUGACGGAAGAAUGGCAGGAGGUUCGCCAUCUAAUCAGUGAAAGAGUUCCGGUGCUGCAAAAUCUCUGCGAGAACCAUGACCUGUUCAUUAAUCAAAUUGAACGAUUUGAAAAACUCAUGGGGGAUAUGUUUGAUUACCUCGAUUCGGUGGCUCAGGCCACUAAUGCCCAACCACCAGCAAUUGAAGCCCAAUUGGGUGAGUCUAUAGAGGCCCUCCGUGACAUGGAGAAGAUGCAGCCCACACUCGGUCACCUAGAGGGCAUAGUUGAAGAACUAAAAUGCUUCUUUAGCGAACCCUACAUCAAAAAUUUAAGCGAACGCCUUGGCGAAUUGAAACGCACCUGGAGUCGAGUAAAGGAGUUGACGAAUGAAAAUAUUCUCUUCCUUCGUGGAAAGUUAGAAUCAGCUAUUGCUGCGAAGAAGGCAACAUUGGAGGGGGAAGAAGAGGAGAAAUCAGUGGGGGAGAAGUCCGGUGAUUCAUUUUCCUCACUUCACACUCCGGUGCAGGAAUCACCUAUCACAGUAACUAGUGGAACUGCUCAAAACCGACAACCAGAUACCAUCAUGGUUCGGAUGUUGGACAUGGAUGAGUUGCAGAAGUGGAUCUCUAAAUCCAAGCAUCGGCUAGCGAAGUACGCCACUAUCAAAAAUCAUGACGAGAUGGACGAAUUCGCAAGUUUUUUAGAGGCAUUUGAAAAAGAGCUGACCUCUAAACGACCAAUGAUUGCGGCCAUUCGAAAUGGCGAGGUAACAGCUGCCACAGGUCAACCAGUGUCUGAGAAGACCGCUCUCCUUUUCUCUGGCCACUUUGCUGAUUUGGAGUCGGAGUAUGCUGCCGGACAGGAAAGACUCAAAUCAGCAACCUAUCACUUCAACGACUUCAAGUCUCUGAUGUCCUACGAAAAACACUGGCUGGAGCGGAUCGAAUCCAUGGUACGCAAAUCGAAGCAGCAGGUGUUUGUGGACAUUGGUGACAUCUGUGAUGACAUAAUGGCCUUUGAAAAUUUGAAGUCAGAACAUUCGGAAGACGAUUUUGCCCGUUUAAAGAAGAUUGUGGAGCUCCUCUCUUCCGAGGGAAUUAUGUCCCAGCAGCUGAACGCGGAGUUCGAAGCCUAUGCCAUUGGCGUCACAAAUGCUCUCAAGCAGGUAGUUAUUUGA
Messenger RNA from Hydatigera taeniaeformis, 4299 nucleotides. NCBI's taxonomy places the organism in Eukaryota, Metazoa, Platyhelminthes, Cestoda, Cyclophyllidea, Taeniidae. The record is from the annotation of a GenBank genome assembly.